AUGAGUAAAACCGCCAAGACUUUGCAUAGAUUUGAAGAGAAGAUUCAAAAUGAGGAAUUCUAUGAAGCACAUCAAAUGCUUCGAACCAUUGCUAAUAGAUAUGUUCAUUCUAAGAAGUACUCUGAUGCUAUUGAAUUAAUCUUCAAAGGCUCAUUGUCUUUGUUUAAGGCUAAUCAGAGUGGUUCUGGUGUAGAUUUAACUCUAUAUUUAUUAGAAGUAUAUAAACUAGCUGAGAUCAAAGUUGACGAUGAAUCUGUAGGCCGCUUAAUUCAAAUUCUGCAGGUAUUGCCUUUGACUGAUCCAGACUUAAAAGAUGUUGCUACUGGUAUGAACAACUGGAGUUGCAAUAAUGGCGAUUCUAAAUUUGGUGAUGCAAGAUUACAUGAUGCUUUAGGUCGUGCUCUUUGGAAUGGUAACUACGUCUAUGAAGCUGAACGUUACUGGACCUUAGGAACUCGUGAUUCUAGAGAUCGUUAUGUAAAAAACUUGUGGGAUUGGUAUUUACAAUCCCAAGAAGAUUCUUCUAGUAGCGAUAAAGAAGAUGUCUCCCUUUAUUUGGGGAGAUUGGUCUUCAAUUAUCUGUUCGUUUCGAAUAUUAGCUAUGCCAUCGAUUCUACAAAAGUCUUUUUAAACAAUUAUAUUGAUUAUAAAAAGAUUGAUAAUGUCAAACAUAUUGAUAAAACUGAUUUCCAAUUGAUUUUGUUCGAUUCAAAUGAUUCUUCUUUAAAUUUCUUACAAUUAUUGAUAUUAGCUUGUCAGACAAAAGAAGCUUCAUAUUUUAACUCUUUGAAAAAUCAAUAUCCAGCUCAAUCAAAUCAAUUUAAAAAUGAAUUGGAGUUUUUGGGUCAAGAAUAUUUUGGAAUAGUAGCACCCAAGCAAAGUAAUUUCUUACAAGAUAUGAUGUCUGGCUUAUUAGGUGGUGGAAAAUAA
Messenger RNA from Henningerozyma blattae CBS 6284, 930 nucleotides. RefSeq names its product protein GET4 (gene GET4). Gene Ontology annotation, cellular component: TRC complex; cytosol. NCBI's taxonomy places the organism in Eukaryota, Fungi, Ascomycota, Saccharomycetes, Saccharomycetales, Saccharomycetaceae. The record is from RefSeq and is a predicted model, not a curated record. The coding region runs from base 1 to 930 and encodes 309 amino acids. Gene Ontology annotation, biological process: protein insertion into ER membrane. The transcript has a single exon. Gene Ontology annotation, molecular function: protein binding.